This is a messenger RNA of Besnoitia besnoiti, 1146 nucleotides long. RefSeq names its product alanine-glyoxylate aminotransferase. Gene Ontology annotation, molecular function: L-serine:pyruvate transaminase activity; L-alanine:glyoxylate transaminase activity. Lineage: Eukaryota; Apicomplexa; Conoidasida; Eucoccidiorida; Sarcocystidae. Gene Ontology annotation, cellular component: peroxisome. The record is from RefSeq and is a predicted model, not a curated record. The transcript has a single exon. The coding region runs from base 1 to 1146 and encodes 381 amino acids.
AUGGAAGAGACUAUCAAAGUCAAUGAGCAGCUUAAGCCUGCACUUAAGCCGUUGUGCGUCCCCAAGCGGCUUCUUCUUGGUCCGGGACCCUCGGGUUCAUACCCUGAAGUGCUGCGUGCCAUGGGGUCACCGGCUGUUGGCUACCUAGAUCCAGCGUUCAUCGAGGUUAUGCAGGAAAUCCAGGCUCUGUUGCGGUACGUGUGGCAAACGACUAAUGAAACAACCAUCUGCAUCAGCGGAACGGGCUCUGCCGCGAUGGAGGCCUGCGUUGCUAACACUGUGGAAAGAAACGACGUCGUUCUUGUUGCUGUGUGUGGGUACUUCGGCAACCGUUUGGUCGACAUGGCUGAGCGCUACGGCGCAGACGUCCGAGUCAUCAACAAGCCUUGGGGCCAGGUUUUCACCUGCCAGGAAAUUCGCGAAGCUCUUGAGAAGCACAGACCCCGGGUUCUCGCGAUGGUUCACGUGGAGACGUCUACUGGUGUCGUGCAACCCAUGGAAGGAAUUGGCGCGUUGUGCCGUGAGUAUGAUUCGCUGCUGCUCCUUGAUACCGUGACCAGUCUGGGAGGCGUUCCUAUCCAUCUCGAUGCAUGGGGAGUGGAUCUUGCUUACAGCUGCAGUCAGAAAGGAUUAAGCGCGAGUCCCGGAGCUUCGCCUCUCACCGUCGGGCCCCGCGCUCUCGAAAAGAUGCGUGCGCGCCGUGGAAAGGUCGCGAACUGGUAUUUGGAUCUUACCCUCUUGGAGAAAUACUGGGGUCCCGCACGUCAGUACCACCAUACCGCAUCGAUGGCGUGCUACUAUGGCUUGCGUGAGGCUCUCCGUGUAAUCGCGGAGGAAGGGAUGUCGGCCUGCUGGCAACGCCACGCUGAGAACGCAGAGUACUUGUGGUCGGAGCUUGAGAAGCUGGGCUUGACAAUGCAUGUAGAGAAACCCUGGAGGGCGCCUACUCUGACUACCGUGCGCAUUCCAGAUGGCAUCGACGGAAAAGCCCUUGCGAAGAAGUUACUGGAGGAAGAGCAAAUAGAAAUCGGAAAUGGAAUCGGCGACCUUGCGGGCAAGGUCUGGCGCGUCGGCCUCAUGGGUUACAACAGCCGGCGUGAAACAGUGGAUAAGUUCAUUGCCGCUUUUGCCAAAGUUCUGGACUGA